AGAAAGCUCCAGCGAGUUUUCAUGGCGACCACCGCGUCCGCAGCUCCCAUCUACCCCCUUCUCUCCUCGUCUCCUCGAUCCUCGAUUCCCGAAUCCCUAACCCUAGUCGUCUCUCAGCACCGCGUCUCCUCCAAGGACUCUACGAUCCAGCACUGCGCCCAAGUCUCUCGCAGGAGGGACUUCAUCGGCGGCAUCGCGCUUCUCGCCGCACUAUGGAGAGAACCGCUGGCUUCAGAAGCCCGGGAAGUCGAGGUUGGGUCUUAUUUGCCGCCUUUCCCUUCCGAUCCUUCCUUCGUGAUCUUCAAAGCCUCGCCCAAGGAUACCCCUGCUCUCCGAGCUGGUAAUGUGGAGCCAUAUGAAUUCAUUCUUCCAUCAACUUGGAAACAAGCACGAGUUGCAAACAUCCUUUCUGGAAACUAUUGUCAACCAAAGUGUGCUGAACCUUGGGUUGAGGUUAAAUUUGAAGAUGAGAACCAAGGAAAGAUUCAGGUGGUAGCAUCACCUUUGAUACGUCUAACUAACAAACCAAAUGCCACCAUUGAAGAUAUUGGCAGCCCGGAGAAGCUGAUUGCAUCUCUUGGCCCCUUUGUCACUGGAAAUACAUUUGACCAAGAUGAACUACUUGAAACAUCCAUUGAAAAAAAGGGUGAUCAGACGUAUUACACCUAUGUGCUCGAAACUCCAUUUGCAUUGACGGGAUCACAUAAUUUGGCGAAAGCUACUGCCAAGGGAAGCACAGUUGUUCUGUUUGUAGCCAGUGCCAAUGACAAGCAAUGGCCAUCCUCUCAAAAGACUCUGAAAGCCAUGUUGGAUUCCUUCCAAGUAUAGUAGCAGUUUGUACAGAGUGUUCAAAGAGGCAAAGCAAAUUAAGAGCUGAUAUUAAUCAUAAUAUUUAUCUAUUUUUUAUUUUAUGUUAUUCUGUUUCAACAGGGGUAGAUAGUUACCUGUGCUUGUGCUUGUGAUUGAGAGUUUCGAGUUCGAAUCUCUCAUAUUACAUUUUACUUUUUGAAGCCAGUGAAGCCACCGUAAUUGGUGCACUUCUAUAUCCGUUUAUAUUUUGUUUUGUCGUUUGUUGAUUUUGUAUAAAAGAAAAUUAUAUUUCAAUU
Messenger RNA from Dioscorea cayenensis subsp. rotundata (Guinea yam), 1106 nucleotides. RefSeq names its product psbP domain-containing protein 6, chloroplastic-like. Bases 22 to 828 code for a protein of 268 amino acids. Gene Ontology annotation, cellular component: photosystem II oxygen evolving complex; extrinsic component of membrane; photosystem II. NCBI's taxonomy places the organism in Eukaryota, Viridiplantae, Streptophyta, Magnoliopsida, Dioscoreales, Dioscoreaceae. Gene Ontology annotation, biological process: photosynthesis. Gene Ontology annotation, molecular function: calcium ion binding. The record is from RefSeq and is a predicted model, not a curated record. The transcript has 3 exons.